Messenger RNA from Anguilla anguilla (European eel), 2689 nucleotides. RefSeq names its product probable G-protein coupled receptor 141 (gene gpr141). The record is from RefSeq and is a predicted model, not a curated record. Gene Ontology annotation, molecular function: G protein-coupled receptor activity; oxysterol binding. The transcript has 2 exons. Lineage: Eukaryota; Metazoa; Chordata; Actinopteri; Anguilliformes; Anguillidae. Gene Ontology annotation, biological process: G protein-coupled receptor signaling pathway. Gene Ontology annotation, cellular component: membrane. The coding region runs from base 188 to 1063 and encodes 291 amino acids.
GGUCCAAGGUUCUCAUGCAAAAACACCAGUAGGAGUUCAAUCAUUGUACAACGUGACACUGCAGCAUUCGCAAAAGUAGUUGACUUUCUUAAGCAACCGUGAUACAGACCUAUUACAGCACACAUUUCAGUGUGGCAGUACUGGGAAACGGACAAACUCUUAAGAGCAACGGAUAGCAAAAGAGAAGAUGGCACAAGGGAAUGGACCCAACCAAUACCACAUCGCCUUGGCCACCAUGUACAGCGUCAUACUUGCGGGAGGCGUCGUUAGCAUGGCCCUCAUGAUCGGCGUCCUCAAGUCCAACGUCCGGUCGGUGACGACCGUGGCGGUGCUGAACCUGAUCGCGGUCCACCUCCUCUUCCUGCUCACCGUGCCGUUCCGGAUCUACUUCUACGCCACCAACUCGUGGCCGCUGACCAGGGACUUCUGCAAGGUGGUGAGCGGCAUGAUCCACGCGCACAUGUACAUCACGUUCAUCUUCUACGUCAUCAUCCUGGUGAUCCGCCACUUGGGCUUCUUCCGCGGCGGGAGCGGCGUGGACUUCCACCGGAAGCUGCACGCCGCGCUGGCGAGCGCGGCGGUGUGGACCGUGGCGCUCGCCGUCGUCCUCCCCGUCUUCGCCGUCAAUUACGGCAAGGAGGAUGGCAAUGAGACGAAACCGCAUGGCAGCAACGAGACCUGCUUCAACUUCGGCGGGGAGCUCCAGAAAAAGGCCGUUGCGACGCUGAACUACGUGAUCAUCGCCGUCGUCCUCCUGGUCACGUUCCCGCUCGUCGGCUGCCAGGUCUGGAUCUUCGUGCUGGUCCUGCGGAAGUACAAAACCAACUUCUCUCAGCACCAGGAGUUCUGGGCUCAGGUCAAAAGCCUGUGCUUCGUGCUGGUCAUGUUCGUGUGCUUCGUUCCCUAUCACUUAUUCCGGAUACGCUACGUGCACAAACAAACCGAUCUUCAGGACGCAAACGAGGUUUUCCUGGCCGUGACCGCUUUCAGCUGCUUGGACAUGCUGACUUUCAUAGGCCGAAACCCCUGCGGCGCGUGCUACGUGGGGAGCUGCUGCAGGUAGUCGCAGAAUCACUGUGUGAGGACCUGAAGGCCUUGCGGAUGUUUGGAUCGUCGACAAACGUCUCGGGGAGAAGGACUGCAUGAAGGCUCCUUUACUUCAGUGGCUGAAGUUGGGUUGGAAAGCCAUACCGGGUUCUUCUGCACAUUGCUUACAUGAGCACCAGCACUUUUUUUGAGCACUUUUUAACGCGCCCUAUGUCGUCAUCCCAGUUCUCACGCUUAUCUCUCAUCGCCGCUGCUUUCCGUCGUAAGUGCGUGUAGGUGUUUGCGAAGACGGGGACUCGUUCAAAGAAUUUCCCCUCACCCACCUCGUUACAGCCGCAAGCUCCCCCCCCGCCGCCCCCAUGCAAUUGCAACCACAGAACCGCAUCACAUGCUGUUUUUCUAUAUUCUACUAUCCCCCCCCCCCACCCCCCCUGUAUGUCGUCAUCCGAGUACUCACACUUGUUUCUUAUCGCCGCUGCUUUCACUCGUAAGUGCGUGUAGGCGUCUGCGAAGACGAGGACUCGUUCCGCUUCCCUUGCUCCCACCGUAAACUCGCGAAAAAGGGGGGGGGGGGAUUUUAGGUGGUCCCAUAAAAUUGACGCGAGAGGAAGCAGUUCUCAGAUCCGGAUUAACCAUCAACUCGCAAAAAUGUAACCUGCAUUUCGCUUCUAUGACCUUAGUUUCUCUCAGGCGAGUUCCCAAACGCGAGUUACGAAGGCACAGUUUCCUCAGAAGACACGAUCAAGCAGCACAUUGUAUUUUAUUUUUUUUUAGACUGGCUUCCGAAGCAAUGCAAUUUACCCAGAUUAACCUACAGGGUCCAAGUUAAACUACGCGGUCGUUCCCUGCUCUUGGAACUGUACUUCCCUCUAGGGUUUUCAAUGCACUUCUUCCUGGUUUUGGUUAUACACUUUGUUGUACACUCUCUUAUCCAGAGCGUCUGCCAAAUGCCUGUAUUGUAAUGUAAAAAAUGUAAUGCAAUAUUGCACCUGUAAUGUAUUGAUGCACGUAUUGGCUACUGUUUAUACGCUAACCUUUUUUGCUGAAAUCUACUGUAGAAUAUGUAUGAUAUAUGUCUUUAAGAAUGAAAUACCCCAGGGCAUGAAGAAAUUACCCCUCGAGACACUGUAUGGCCAGUCUUGUGAUUGCCCUGGACUGUGGCCAAUCUGGCCUUAAAAAUUAGCUGUCCGCACGGUCAGGUGGACAAUGCCCAUUUGAACUGACCGACUUGAAAAGCAGGAAACAAAAGGUCCUCCAAGUUUGGGGCAUUACGUUCUGCGUGGGUAAUCCAAUUUUAGGAAUGACCUUCGUCUGGGACACACCUCUCCCCCUCCUGCUUCGACAGCUCCACGCAAACCUGCUCGCCAGCUAGGCAGAGUAAAUCGUAUCGCGUGUAUUGAAAAAAAAAAAACUGUGAUUUUUAUCCAGUAUUGCUGCAGAUAGUGAUCGUUGCAGCAGCGCGGAGAAUAGGAGCUUUUUAAAUCAUUUACUUUGGAAUUACUCCUGCCGGAAACCGAGAGAGUACGCACAGAGAAUGUGUUCGGGUGGAAGUCCUUGGACAGGAAGAUUGUGUGUAUUUUAGCAUUACUAGAAAAUAAUGUUAGGCCUAUGAACAAGAGCAUUUGCAAAUCUACAACAUGUA